Molecule: messenger RNA, 552 nt
Organism: Carassius carassius (crucian carp)
Lineage: Eukaryota; Metazoa; Chordata; Actinopteri; Cypriniformes; Cyprinidae
Product: UBX domain-containing protein 4-like
Exons: 3
Coding region: 36-515 (159 amino acids)
Molecular function (GO): protein binding
Source: RefSeq, a predicted model, not a curated record
AGCAGGAUGUGAGCUGACCGCUAGUCUUCUUGACCAUGUUUUUCAGUGCGGUUGCCAGGAUUCAGUUCCGUCUGCCUGACGGCUCGUCCUUCACGAACCAGUUCCCAUCAGAGACGCGCCUGCUGGAGGCCCGACAGUUUGCUGCUCAGGAGGUUGGGAACCGAUACGGUCAGUUCUCUCUGGCCACCAUGUUCCCCCGGAGAGAGUUUACAUCUGAAGAUCUGGAGAAAUCACUGCUGGAGCUGGAUCUGGCCCCCAGCGCCUCCAUCGUGCUGCUUCCUCAGUCCAGCCGCCCGUCCAACACUGUGGUGCACUCGUCUGCGGGCGGAGGGGUCUGGGCCAUGCUGGGGUCACUGCUGUACACGCUGCUGGCCGUUUGGAGGUUCAUCAGUGGCUUCCUGUUCAGCAGCGCUCCUCCACCUGCUGCCGCCCAGAACCAACAUGCGACAAACGAGAACGGCUCCAGCGCUGCUGCAGAACCAAAGAGGUGCAUCUGUGACCUUACUGUUAUUUAAAUGACCUCACUUUAACCGACUGUUACUCCACUGUGAC